This is a messenger RNA of Sabethes cyaneus, 10230 nucleotides long. It is a transcript of the gene Ziz, whose product is annotated as dedicator of cytokinesis protein 9. The coding region runs from base 817 to 7350 and encodes 2177 amino acids. NCBI's taxonomy places the organism in Eukaryota, Metazoa, Arthropoda, Insecta, Diptera, Culicidae. Gene Ontology annotation, biological process: positive regulation of GTPase activity; small GTPase-mediated signal transduction. Gene Ontology annotation, molecular function: guanyl-nucleotide exchange factor activity. The transcript is spliced from 12 exons. The record is from RefSeq and is a predicted model, not a curated record.
UUCGCUGCCUCCAGCCAUAGAAGAGUCUGCUUCUUGUCUAGACAGUCCUGGCUCAAUUGGCUAGCAUACCAAGGGAAUAGUUGGUGCAUUGCAUUUGCGUCGUCGACGAUAGUGUCCAGUUGCAAACAGUUUGAAAUUUUUCCAGCUCACAGGCGAGAAAAGUAAAGAUCUUCGUUCCGAUUAAAGUUUGAGUGUGUGUGCGGUCGAGAAAGUGCAUCCUCUUCGAUGUUACUGCGGGUUCUUUAACUGUGAAGUUCACUCCCAUUCUGAAUGUGAAGUAAAUACUGUGUUCUGCGCCUACGUGUAUGCAUCGUUCACUCAUACUAUUGUCUGAAAGUCCUUUCCGUCGAAGGAAGCUGUUUGGCACCCAUUUUUAUGUAUUGGUGGUGCGCUCCUGCUUUGUUGAUAGUGGGUGGUGUCUGAAGCGAAAAGAUGAAUAACAUCCGCUUGGAAGAGUGAAGUUUUGUGUUUAUCAGUUGAAUUAAGGAAACGGAAAAAGGAUAGUGUCGUUCUGACAGCAUCCGACAAAACCGACAAAAAAGUUGUUAAGGCUUUUCAAUUGUACCCUAGGAAGAAAUAUGGAUGGUGCGGCCUACGAUUGUCCCAGUGGUUUGAAGAGAAGAAAAGUGGUGUGAAUGGCAGAAGAUGCAAUCAGUCGUUGUCAGUGAGUGGAGGCUUGCUUCGGCCAGCUUUCACAUGCAGCUAUGAAAGCGAUCAAUCAACCAGUGAAGAGUGGUGAUAAUUAAAACAAGCGGUGCAAGAAAAACAAAUAGUGAAGGAAGAGACCCCAAGCAGGUGGGGCAGAAAACCAGCAUCAUGACAGAAAGAAAGUUUACUCGGGGGCUCAACAAACCGGGAAUGGCUGCCCAGCUGAGGGAGAACAUCUCGCAGGUUGUACGUGAAUCUGCUUCACUUAGCAAACCUGUGCUGGUAGAGCCCAUCGACUUCGAGGGAUUUAUGACCCAAAAUAAAACUCUCAUCCAGAAUGAUCCUCAACGAGAACUGCUAAUCUAUCCUAAUGAUGACGUAGGGGAAGUGGUCCUGUCGAAGAAAUUCCGCACCAUCAGCAACAACAUUCCGAAAUUCGCCAAAACAGCAACCAACAGUAGCACGAAUGGUUCGCCAGCCGUUGAAAAUAGCAGCAGACCUUCCUCGCCCGUCGUGAAUCCACAAGGCCAUUUAUUGACCCGCCAAGCACUGCACACGUACGAAACUGCCAAUCAUUUGAUACACUACAAGUACAGUGCAUAUGGAGGAACAUACCUUGAGCUACCGAGAACAUCGCCAUCCGAUGAACUGAAGGAAGAACUGUACGAAGUCGAUACCGAUCAUGAUAGGCUCGAUGAACAGAUGACUCGCUCGCAGGCAGAUUCGAUCACCAAACAGGGAUACCUGCUAAAGGGCCCAGACACAAAUUCAGACCGCAUGUUUGCCCACAUAGGGUCGAAGUCAUUCAAGCGACGCUACUGCUAUCUUCGGCAGGAAAUCGACGGCACCUACAUUCUAGAGUUGCAUAAAGACGAGAAACAAAUUGAGGCGAAGACUACUAUUGUCAUGGACUUUUGUACCGAAAUUGCUACAAAUCCGAAAAAAGGACGCUAUUGUUUCGAACUGAAAAUGAACGCGGGCCAGCACAAGUCCUUUACGCUGGCCGCAGAUGACGAGGCAGACAUGGAAGAUUGGGUGAAAAAGAUAUCUACAGUGAUACAACAGAACAAACUACAAGAAGAUAAGCGAGCCGCAUCACUGGAACGAGCGCCUCCGCCUAGCCCAAGCACCAUGAUGUACGGAACUCUUAAAGGGUUAGAGCAGAGCAUGAAUCCCCAACUGAUGAAAUAUGGUCGCGAAACGGAUGUCUCCAUUGCGCAGGCUAGGAAAGAUAAUCGCCGAAGACUUUUUGGAGCAAGUCAACAAAUGCAUGCGGCGCAAUCACCGACGAAAACUGAGCCAUCUGUUGAGCCAUAUCGAGAGCAAUUUGGCCAACGAAUUAUUCUGAAGUGUGAUUCGCUCAAAUUUCGUCUGCAGGCCCCCUUAGAGGGAGCCGCCAGCACUACAAAUGGGUCAGCUACCAGCGAAAGUGAAACGACUUUAUGUCAGCUGGAACCAUACCUGACUAGCGUGGCACUGUACGACGCCAAAGCCAACCGGAAGUUGAGCGAAAGUUUCUAUUUUGAUCUAAACAAAGAUCACGUGCGAUCCAUGCUGAACGCCAACUGCGACUCGGAAAAACCACAGUGCACCUCUCCAAAGUCGGCCAGCAAAUCACAGCAAAACGGUCACGGGACAUUACGGCACUCGAAGACGCGCUGUGACACCAGUGACGAUCUACAUCCGGACCUGACGAAGGAAUGGUUGGCCCAGGCAAAACAAGCAAUUUUCAGUGUCACCACUCCACAUCCGGACAUUUUUGUUGUCGUUAAAAUUGAUAAAAUCCUCCAAGGAGCGAUCAAUCCUUCGACGGAACCCUACCUGAAGGCUACCAAAGACGUUAAAAUUCUAUCCAAGUUGCAAAAGACGGUUCGUCAAUACGCUCAAAAAUGCGGACACUACCGAAUGCCAUUUGCUUGGGCUGCUCGACCGUUGUUUCGAUUGUACAGUAACGAUUUGGAUACGUCGUUCGAUUUUCCUGCCAUCUAUCGGCAGGAGGGAGCACGGCUGAAGGAUGACGAAUUGCUUAAACUUUUAGCUGAGUACAGGAAACCGGAUAAGUUCAGUAAAUUAACGGUAAUUCCUGGAUCCUUAAAGAUUUACAUCGAGGCGUUGAAUGAAUUGCCACAGAACUGUUUAACAACCAGUUUGGUUCCACUGAAACCGUUCCCAUCGCCACCGACCACGGGGCCUACCCUGGAGAUAACAGAAUUUGCCGGAACAUCCGAGCAGCAUCUAUUCCCGUAUGCCACCUACGUGAACCAUUUGUAUGUCUACCCAUUGCAACUUAACUACGACAGUCAAAAGAUAUUCUCCAGAGCUCGAAACAUAGCAGUGCUGAUUGAGCUAAGGGAUAGCGAUACUGCUGAAGCAAAAUCGAUUGAAUGCAUAUAUGGUCGUCCGGGGCAGUCGACGCUGGUUUCGCAGAUCUCCUGUCCGGUCAUCCAUCACAACACAAGCCCUACGUGGUAUGAAGAGAUUAAACUACGUUUGCCGCUGCGAAUCACGGCCCAACAUCAUCUAUUGUUUUCGUUCUUCCACGUGUCCUGCAAUAUUGCUAAGAAGAAAGAUCUCGUUUCGACCAGUGCCGAAACGCCCGUUGGCUAUGCGUGGCUUCCGUUGCUAACCAAAGGUAAAAUGAUUGUAGAAGAGCAAUGUUUACCGGUGGCCGCUUCACUUCCGGUCGGCUACCUUUCGAUCCAACCACUCGGGCUUGGAAAAGGGAAUUCUGGUCCGGACAUCCAGUGGAUCGACAAUCAGCGCCCGAUUUUCACUGUUAACUUCCGGCUGGAUUCUACCGUUCUUACGACCGAUCAGCACCUGCAUAAUCUGUUCGUGCACGCCGAGCGGCUACUCGAGCAGUCCAAAACUGCCGCACAACCUGCCGAGUCGGAAACCUGCAAGAUACUGAAAGCCGCACAUGCCAUUCACAUAAGCUCGCUGAUCAGUUUUCUUCCGACAAUCCUCAAUCAAUUGUUUUCCUUGCUGGUUGCAACCACCAGCGAGGAGAUCGGUCUGAACAUCAUUCGGCUACUUGUCAAUCUGUUCCACAUGGUUGCUGAAGAGGCAAAACGCAAGGAACUGCUUACUUCCUACGUGAAGUACGUGUUCAGAAUCGAAGGAUUUCCGGUGAACGGCUGUUCGCCAAAAUCACAACUGGUCAGCACUGUUCACGGCGAACUAUGUCGCCAUCUACCAACUUUACUACAUCCUAACAAUACUGAUUUCCUACUAGUAAACAAGUUCAUGAAAUUCUCAGGAAUUUUCUUCGACAUUAUCGUUAAAAGUAUGGGCCAUUUUAUGCUAACCACAGGCCGCAUCAAGAUGCAGCGAAGCGAGCGCUUCCCGAAAGAGUUUUCGACCAGAAUCGAAGCUCUCUUCCAGGUUUUGCUGCCGUAUCUGAGCUCUCGCCACAAAGAUCUUCCCCUGGAGACGGAACAGUUGAACCGAAGUAUGUCGGUGUUUGUCAAACGCUGUCUUACCUUUAUGGAUCGAGGAUUCGUGUUUCGACUUGUACGGAUCUGUAUGGAUCGCUGGGGUCCCGGUGAUUCCCGCAUUCUACAGGAGUACAAAUUUUCCUUCAUUCGAGAAGUCUGCUCACACGAGCAUUUUAUCCCUUUGAAUCUUCCACUUUUACUCAGUCCGAAGAAUCGGCCACCGGAGUUGCUGCAGCAGUUCUGUCUGUCGGAAGACUUUUGCAGGCAACAUUUUCUGGUAGGAUUGUUACUUCAAGAAGUGAAAGGAUCACUCAACGAGGUUAGUCAUAUCCGAAAGCUCGGCUUAACAAUUUUAAAGGAACUGCUGGCUAAACACGAUCUAGACGAUCGCUAUCAGAAUAGAGGACAACUGAGCCGAAUAGCUCUGCUGUACGUACCCUGGUUAGGUAUCGUGUUGGAGAACAUCAAUCGCAUCCCCGAUGGAAUGGAGAAGAAGAAACACGACUCCAUCGGAACCAACAGAAUGUCCUGUAGCAGUAGCUAUGUAUUCGCCAGGGAAUCUACACCAGUUAGUACACCAGUGACGGUUACAUCGCACACCAGCACUCCCAAGUCGCGUAGCAAUCGCGUAACAAUGCAUCUAGAUUACCCUAGUCCGAUACGGUCUUCACUGCAUCUAAAAGAUACCAGUUUCUUGGCAGCUAUUGCCGGCCAAGUAUCGCUCGCCAAUGGCCACUCGACGACGUCGCUCAAUUCUGAAUGCUCAACACUUUCGCAGGAUGGAACGGUAGUGAUACGCAAUCAUCACAACGACCUGCACAAUGGUUCCUCACGACCCAGUCACGCACGUUCCGUAAGCGUUACGCAGCCUACCAUUAUCCAAAGAACCGACCGGUUUUCACCGAUGGAAACCAAAGACAUGCUGAUAAGCUUUCUAUUCGUAGUGAAACACCUUUCGCAGGAUCAUAUGAUCGCAUGGUGGCAGAACUGUACCGAAAGUGAAACGGUCCAAUUCUUUACGGUGCUCGAUCUUUGCUUGCUGUACUUCCGGUACGUCGGUAAGAAAAAUAUUCAGAUUCUCGGAGAAACUGGGAAGGAUACCAGGGCAUCUAAAUCGGCAAAAGCUAGUACUCUACCGGCUCGGAUGAUGCCACCGAGCAGCGAAUCUGCGAAUUCAUUUGAGUGUGGUACCCUAAAUCAUCCUCAAAACCGCGAGAAUUUGGUUGAAGAAACGAUGAGGCUACAGCGUGCGCUCUAUGAGUCGAAUCUAGCGACGGAGAUAGGAUUAACGAUCCUGGACUGUAUGGGUCUGUACUCAAUUCAGUUCCGAAGUAUCAUGUUGGAAGGUUCCGUCCUACCGAAGAUCGCUCGGGUAUAUUUGCGCUUUUUGCAGCUGGGACAAUCGGAAUCACUCUCGAAACAUGUGUUCGCAGCCUUGCGUGCUUUCAUCAACAAUUUUUCGCAAGCAUUGUUCAAAGGAAAUGCCAUUCUAUGUGGCCAACUGGUCUACGAGUUGCUCAAGUGUUGUGAUAGCCGCUUGUCUAGCUUGCGGCAGGAAGCCUGCGCAGUCCUGUAUUUACUAAUGCGAAGUAAUUUUGAAUUUAGUGGACGGAAAGGUCUAACCCGAGUUCACCUACAGGUGAUCAUCUCGGUAUCGCAGAUGAUUGGAAACGUAAUUGGACUGAACAAUGCUCGCUUCCAGGAGUCGUUGUCGAUCAUCAACAGCUAUGCUACCAGUGACAAAGCGAUGAAAGGGACGGGCUUCCCGCUGGAAGUGAAAGAUCUAACUCGACGGGUAAGAACGGUGCUAAUGGCAACCGCUCAGAUGCAAGCACACCAUAUGGACCCGGAACGUUUGUUGGAACUGCAACACUCGCUCGCUAACUCCUAUGCUUCAACGCCGGAACUCCGUCAUACCUGGCUGGUAACGAUGGCCCGUAAUCAUGAACAAAAUGGUAACAUUUCUGAAGCCGCGUCUUGCUAUCUGCACAUAGCGGCACUGAUCUCCGAGUAUCUCAAAUUGAAGGGCAAUUGUGCGGUGGCAUACGGAGCCGAAUCGUUUUCCAAGAUCUCACGUAACAUUCCACGGGACGAAAAGGGUCUAAAGUUGGACAGCGGUGCGCAGGAUUCGCAAUACACGGAACAGCUGCUACUUGAUCAGUUGAAAGAGUGCGCCGAAUAUUUGGAUCGAGCCGAACGGCACGAGUGUCUGGGUGAACUGUAUCGGUUGAUUUUGCCCAUUCUGGAGAGUCGCAGGGAUUAUGCCGGUUUGGCGCACUGCUACGAACAUCUGAUGCAGUCCUACAAUCGGGUAAUUGAGUUCAAUAAAAGUGGAAAACGAUUGUUGGGGAGGUUCUAUCGUGUCAUCUACUACGGGCAGGUUUAUUUCGAGGAAGAAAAUGGCGUCGAGUAUGUUUACAAAGAACCUAAGGUAACUUCUUUGAGUGAAAUAUCUGAACGAUUGCAUAAACAGUACCAAGACAAGUUUGGAGCGGGUAAUGUUAAGAUGAUCAUGGAUUCAUCACCGGUUGACGUAACUUCAUUGGAUCCAAAGCUGGCUUACAUUCAAGUGACCCAUGUGACACCGUAUUUUUGCAAGGACGAGUUGGAAAUUCGGCAAACUGAAUUCGAACAAAACCAUGACGUAGAUACAUUCAUGUAUGAGACGCCGUUUACUUCAAACGGUGGUGCAAGAGGUUCCGUAGAGGACCAAUGGAAAAGGCGUAACAUAUUGACAACUCAACAUAGCUUCCCCUACGUGUUGAAGCGCAUUCCAGUUAAGGAACGGCAGUCUGUUGAACUGAGCCCCAUCGAGGUGGCCACCGAUGAAAUGCAAGCCAAGGUGGCCGAACUAGAGGAGGUGGUCCUGGGACCGAUAGAUCUGAAGAAAUUGCAGCUGCGACUGCAGGGAAGUGUGGCCGUUACCGUCAAUGCCGGUCCCUUGGCGUACGCGUCAGCUUUUCUGGACCCAAAGCUGGGGGCAAAAUAUCCGAUCGAUAAAGUGGAAGAACUGAAGGAUACUUUCCGAGAAUUUAUCCGCAUAUGCUACACGGCAUUGCAGAUCAAUGCCAACGUAAUCUCCACCGAUCAGCGCGAAUAUCACAAUGCGUUGAAGGAAAACUACGAGAACAUGUGUUCAGCACUCAGUGAUCUGCUGGGGGAGUUCGUAUAUCCUCUGGACGAUAGUAAUAACAACGCUCACCGUCAUAGUCUUGCCUUGUUCAGUGCCAUCAGUGGGGCACCGAAUAAUUCCAGCACCGCUUAGAUAGGAUUUUAGCAAAUCGAAUCUCGAAAAAGCGCAACUCCGUGAGCUAAAGGGUAGGUGCACCGAGUUUUGUUUCGUUUGGAGGUUGUUUGGCAUAGGUUUUUGUGAAAACAAUAAUAUCGAACGAGUUGUGGGAUUCAAGGGGACUUAUGGGUGUAUGACAUGCUGUAUUGUCCUUAAUUUGGUUCAUUCAUUUGUUAUAUUUUAUUCGGAUACCCAGGCGUUUUAUACGACCGCAGACGUUUUGGAAACGACAAAGUGUAACCCUUUUUAGGCACUUAAAUGGGCAUGAUAUUAUAUCAGGUGCUCGAUAGUCUGGCAUUACCUUUUCCAGAAAUAACACUUACCACUAAGAUUAUUUUCUAUAAGCGCACCUAAGUGUUAAAUUCAUAUUUAAAUUCAGUUUUUAAAUGUUUGCGGCAUUUAAAUACUUAGUUUGUCCUCCAGUACGCUCAAUUACCUGUAAACACAUUAUAAGUAUACUUCCUACCAGGGCUUGGUACGUUCUUUUCAUUCCGAUUUUGCUCUUUUAAUUACUGCAGGUAUUUUAGUCAAGCAGAAAUUGAAAAAGUGUUGCACGGGGUGUAGCGAAUAGCAUUGGCGUGGUCGAAUGGAAUCGAAUUAACUUGUGGAAUUAGUUAUAAUCUGCAAUAGUGAAGUAAAUAUUGCUAUGUCUUUUGUAUUAACAGCGCUUUAAGGUUGCUACUCCGUUGGUCGCAAAAGGCGCGCUUUUUACUACCAGCGGCAUUGCAGUACUAAAGCACCGUAAACACAACAGUUAAAACUUUACUUUUUUCAGCAAAGUUUUACUAAUCCUGGCUCUACAAAUGUUCCAUACACCACUUUUUCAAAUUGUGUUUGGCUAAAGUGCAGUAAUCAAAAGAGCAAAGUCGAAGCUCAUGCCAAGCCUAUUUCCACCCACUUUUUUUUUCAAAUUUCCAUUUCAAAAUGCUCGCGCGGUUAUGAAAUUAACCUCUUUCAGGUCAUUCGUGCUGUUAUGUUGCUUCUUGAGGGCAUAGAUCUGUCGCACAAUGAUUACCUUCUCCAGAUCUAAGGUUAUCUGCUCAUAGUUUAAGCUACUCUUUCUAAAAGCAUUUUGGGGCGUGCCCAGUUCUAGCAACAUAUUUGUAUGCUUAAUACAGGUGGUGUUUCAUGCGUCUGCGCCACUCUCCUUUUUCCAUUUUGCCAACAAGUGUAGAUCGCAGAAUUUUACGCUCAGAAUCCCCAAGCACUUGUCGAUCAGCUUCCCUUAGUAUACAUAAUACUUAUCCAUAAAGGGCCACCGUGAGAAUUAGUGUUCUGUAGGGCGCUAGUUUUGUGCGAGUUCGCAAACUAUGUAAUUGGUAAAAAGUCCGAUUCGCGACAGCAAUUCGUCGUUUUACUUGCCGGCUUACAUCGUUGUCACAGGUUACGAGCGAACCAAGAUAUAUGAAUUCCUCCGCUACUUCAUACCGUAUCCCAUUCAGCUUCACCUCGGCACCAACACCAUUUGGAUUCCCAAGUUCCCUACCAGCAUCCGUGUACUUCGUUUUGGCGAUGUUAAUGGCAUGUCCCAACCUCUCUGCUUUCCCAGUUAAAAGGCCUCUUCCACUGCUCUACGGUUGAUUCCGAUAAUAUCAACAACCAAGAAGCAUGUAAGAUUUCGUGAUCAUAGUUCCGUUCCUUUCCCGUUUGCACUGCGUAUUGCACCUUCCAAGGUAACGUUGAAUAGCAUGUUAGAGAGUGCGUCAUCUUGGUUCAGUUCAUCCAACAAGGUCACGAAAGCGGCUGAGGUCUCACCCGCUAUUCUGACGCAUGGUUUUGACCUUUGCAGUGUCGCACGAAUCAGUGUAAUUAAUUUCGUCAAAAAACCAUAUCUCAUAUCUAAAACUCAUAUCGUUUAACUGAAUCGUACGCCGCCUUAAAGUCCAUAAACAGAUGAUGAGUCUGCAAGUUGUACUUACGGAAUUUGUCUAAUAACAAUGUCGCAGGUCAGCUUGGUACUCACCGACGAAGAACUCUGCUAACUAUUUCAGUAUACAGAACAGAAUAUCGGAGAGCACCUUAUGGGCGGAUUUGAAAAUAGAGCAAAUGAGGCCAUCCAACUCCGGAUUGGUUCUUCCUCCCAGAUGCUGACAAUAUUCCAGUGGAUUGCUUCAUACAGCCGCUCGCUCCCCGCUUUUUAGAAGUACAGCGGGGAUACCGUCCUUCCCAGCAGCCCUAACGUUUUUCAAAUCACUUUGGCCUUGCUUAACCUCCUUCUGUUCUUGCUGAUUUCCAUGUUUAUAUCGCCAUUCAACAGCAUAUGGAAGUGCUCCUUCCACUUAGCUGCUGCCAUCGUUUGGUCAGCAAGCAGUUUACAAGCACUAUCAUUGGCCACAUCUCAUGCGUGGCAUAUUCGUGCACCACACCGUUUUGUAGAAACUCCGUGUGUCGUUGCUGGCGAAUUGCUCCUCUACGCCGGAGAACACGAACUCCUCACACUCGCGUUUUUUAGACAGUGGGCUCUUUUUUCCGCAGCUCUAGUCUCCCUAUACCUUUCUCCGUGUUGCGACGGUGAGCAUGCCACUCCUGGCCUGGUUUUUUUAUAUGUUACUCUUUGGCAUUCGGCAUCAAACCAGCUAUUAUCACUAUCUUCCACGCGUCGUCCUACACCCUCUUUCGCAGUUAGUUCAAUGGCACCAUGCGGGUUCUUCUACAGCGUACUUAUAUCUUCUUUACCUUUUUCUUGCUGUUCUACGAUUCGUUGAUCAAGCUUUUUAGCAUAUUCCGCUGCCACGCCAUCUACCGUCAACCGCUGGAGGUGAAAAUGCAGCGUUUUCUCAGUGCGAGCCUUGACCGCGUUCGAUAACCUUGCGCGAAUCUUGCACGCGAGGAAAUAGUACACUCAAAAUAAUCCAC